AUGACGGACGGUCCAAGACAGCGAGCCAGCACGUCGGGCUCUGCCAAGGAUGCUGCCGGUGAGAAGGAGUCCGGAGGAGGAGUUGCGCUCAAGAAGGAAAUCGGGCUUGUGAGCGCCUGCGGUAUUAUUGUUGGUAACAUUAUCGGCUCAGGUAUUUUCGUUAGUCCGAAGGGAGUGAUGGAGAAUGCCAGCUCAGUGGGCGUGGCCCUGAUCGUCUGGAUCAUCACAGGAAUCAUCACCGCCAUCGGGGCGCUCUGCUACGCCGAACUGGGUGUCACCAUCCCCAAAUCGGGAGGAGACUACUCUUACGUCAAGGACAUCUUCGGAGGGCUGGCUGGGUUCCUUCGUCUGUGGAUUGCCGUGCUGGUGAUCUACCCGACCAACCAGGCUGUGAUCGCGCUGACGUUCUCCAACUACGUCCUGCAGCCCCUCUUCCCCACCUGCUUUCCACCGGAGAACGGCCUGCGCCUGCUGGCUGCCGUCUGCCUCUUGCUGCUGACGUGGGUGAACUGCUCCAGCGUGAGGUGGGCCACCAGGGUGCAGGACAUUCACAGCGGCAAGCUUCUGGCCCUCGCCCUCAUCAUCAUCAUGGGCCUCGUGCAGAUCUGCAAGGGAGAGUACUACUGGCUGGAGCCCGCCAACGCCUUCGAGCCCUUCCAGGAGUAUGAUGUGGGUUUGAUAGCUUUAGCCUUCCUACAAGGCUCCUUCGCCUAUGGAGGAUGGAACUUCCUCAACUACGUCACAGAAGAGCUGGUGGAUCCCUAUGUGAACCUUCCUCGUGCCAUCUUCAUCUCCAUCCCCCUCGUGACCUUCGUUUACGUCUUUGCCAACAUCGCCUACGUCACGGCCAUGAGCCCGUGGAGCUGCUUGCCUCAAAUGCUGUUGGCCGUGACAUUUGGUGAGAAGCUGCUGGGCGUCAUGUCGUGGAUCAUGCCCAUCUCUGUGGCUCUGUCCACCUUCGGGGGAGUCAACGGUUCCCUCUUCACAUCCUCACGAUUGUUCUUCGCUGGAGCCAGAGAGGGACAUCUCCCUAGUCUGCUGGCCAUGAUUCAUGUGAAACGCUGCACUCCCAUCCCAGCUCUGCUCUUCACAUGUCUGUCCACUCUGCUCAUGCUGUGCACCAGUGACAUGUACACGCUCAUCAACUACGUGGGCUUCAUCAACUACCUCUUCUACGGAGUCACUGUCGCCGGGCAGAUUGUACUGCGUUACAAGCAGCCCGACAUGCACCGGCCAAUCAAGAUCAGCCUGAUAUGGCCAGUCAUUUACCUCAUCUUCUGGGCCUUCCUGCUCAUCUUCUCCCUUUACUCUGAGCCCGUGGUGUGUGGCAUCGGCCUGGCCAUCAUGCUCACUGGAGUCCCCGUUUAUUUCCUGGGAGUCUACUGGGACAACAAGCCAAAGUGCUUUGACGCUUUAGUUGGCAAGAUGACGUACUUGGGCCAGAAGUUUUGUGUGGUGGUUUACCCGGAGCUAGGCAGCAGCAGCAGCAGCGAAGAGGAAGGAGAGGAAAUGAAGGAGGCCAUGUCUCCUCUGUCCAAGCAGGACGGAGAAAACCACAAGUCAGCGGAUUGCUAA
Messenger RNA from Scomber scombrus (Atlantic mackerel), 1575 nucleotides. RefSeq names its product solute carrier family 7 member 8a (gene slc7a8a). Lineage: Eukaryota; Metazoa; Chordata; Actinopteri; Scombriformes; Scombridae. Gene Ontology annotation, molecular function: neutral L-amino acid transmembrane transporter activity; L-amino acid transmembrane transporter activity. The record is from RefSeq and is a predicted model, not a curated record. Gene Ontology annotation, cellular component: membrane. Gene Ontology annotation, biological process: neutral amino acid transport; amino acid transmembrane transport.